AUGUACGGCAAAACGAACAAGCCCGCCACCGCCGUCACUUCUUCUCCCCCUUCUUCUAUCGACGAUUGGCUUGCUGCCCAUUAUCAUUCUGAAAAGCAUCAACAGAUAUUUACCUUUGAUCUCUGCAAACUCUUGGCCCCAUUGCGUCAAUCAAAGCGCAAACGUCAACAAGAAGAUGAUCUGGAAGAAGAAGAACAAGAAGAAGCUUCUUUAUCGUCAUCUGACGAUGCUUCUUCGAUUAUCACUACAUCGUCGUCAUCGUCAUCGUCGUCGUCACACAAGAAUGCAUUUACUGCUGCUGCUGUUGCUGCUACUGUUUCACGGAAGAAGAGCAAGAUUGCUGCCAGUGUCAACACCAACAAAAGUAACCAUAAUAGUGGCAGCAGCAGCAGCAAUCCCAGUAGCAGCGAAGAAUCACAUCACCGCAGCAAUGGUGGAAAAGCACCUGCUCGACGCAAUACCCGUGACUUGUCGAUUAAGGGUUUUACCAUUGAUCCUCAAUACACUUUCGACAACAUUGAUAUUGAUGCUCAAGACCAUGAAUUCUAUCCGCAAGGUUGGCUCCCGCUGACCGAUCGUCUGGAUCACGUUCCUGUGGAUAUCAAUUGGAAGGGCAAGCCACUGAAACUGGAUGCAAAUGAUCCGUACUAUGGCCGUCUCCAUCACACCGAGGCAGACGUCAUCUCACAUAUGCGGUUGUCGCCACAGCUGUAUCUUCGAUGCAAGCGGGCAAUUAUCAUGGCUGCCCGAGAAUUCUCAAUGCUUGGUCUUGAGUUUCGAAAGUCAGAUGCGCAAAAGGUGUGUCGUAUCGAUGUGAACAAGAGCAGCCGUUUGUGGGCUGCUUUCAAUGCCUAUGGAUGGCUCAAGCCAAAUACUACUGCUACUCUUUCUACUUGCACAUAA
Messenger RNA from Zychaea mexicana, 903 nucleotides. RefSeq lists its product as uncharacterized. Lineage: Eukaryota; Fungi; Mucoromycota; Mucoromycetes; Mucorales; Lichtheimiaceae. The record is from RefSeq and is a predicted model, not a curated record. Gene Ontology annotation, molecular function: protein binding. The transcript has 2 exons. Bases 1 to 903 code for a protein of 300 amino acids.